CUUCUUGCCCAUUCCAUUAUGUCGUCGCCAGUCGCGAUGGGUGCCUACGCUGUCGAGACCCCGCGUGACGAAGCGCCCAAGCCGCGGUCGCCGCGACGCUUCAAGCUCGUGGUCGGCGCGCUCCUCUUCUGCGGUGUCGUCAUGGCGGCGGUCGGUGCAUCCAUUUACGUCUUCCGCACCAAGGUGUCGACGAAUGCCGGCGACAUUGUGACCAACUUGCAGCAGUCGCCGGCGAUCCGGCUCACGCUCACGGCCAAGCGCGCGAGCAUGGCGUUCAACGGCAAGACGUCUGCGCAGAUUUAUGUCGUGCCCCGUGCGUCGUCGUCCUUUGCGUUUGACGCUAUCUUGUCCCAAGUGGGCCCGGACGUGACGCAAACCUACCUGGUCCGCGACAACCGCGCCUACUACUCGCUGCUGCACAACGACGUGGUCGUGGACGCCGGGUGCCUCGACGCGUCGCAGCUGCCGCCGAUCGAGCUCCUCGAGUCGAGUCUCUCGACCGCCAGCGUCGUCGACGCAACGACCGGCGACGUCAUUUCGGCGUCCGACUGUCCGGACGGCAAGCUCCUGCACUUGACGUUUGCCGGCGAGGCGUUUGUGUUUUGUAACUCGAAGAACAACAAGCUCACGCGCGCGUCGUCGCCCGACCUCGACAUCGCCGUCGAGUACCUUGAUAAUACCUCGAGCGUGCCGUCGAUGGACAUUCCCGCGGGCCUUUCGUGCCCGGUGGUCGUCGGGCCGUCGCAGCCAGCGCCGGCUGCCACCUUGCUGCAGACGUCGGCGGCUGUGUCGUCGGCGCUCUUCGGCGCGCCGCGCGUCGCCACCGUUUCCAAGUCGUCGUGCGCUUGCAAGUCGACGCCCAAGCCGUGCCUCUUUGUACACGGUGUCGGUGAGCGGGCGAGCGCGCCGCUGGCCGAUGCGUAUGCGGGCAACUGGGGCUCGAUCGAGGAGCACGCGCCGUGCUGCUCGAGCAUCAAGUUUGCGCAUUUCGAUACCAACACGCGGAGCUGGACCAACGAGACGCUGCAAGAAGAGUUCUGCGACGCGGCCAAAGUGGUCUCCAACAGCGGCUCGAAGGAGAUCAACAGUCUCCUCCUCGUCACGUACUCGAUGGGCAAUCUCAUUGCCGGCGCGGCCGUCCACAACAACAAGUGCAACUUCGGAAAGGACGUGACGUGGGUCUCGCUCGCCGCGCCCAUGCAAGGCAGCAAAACGUCCAAUGAAAUCGAAAACCAGUGUGCGGGCGGCUCGCUCAAGUGGAUUCUCACCAAGGCCGGCCGCUGCCCGACCACCGAAGGAUACCUCUCGAUCCGGCACCAAUCGACGGUCUCGGCCGAGAUGCAGGCCCAGUUUGCGGCGGCACAGGCGGUGCGAGCGAAGUACGCAGACCGGCUUCUCUGCGGUACAAACGCGUUUGGUAUCACGUCGGGCAAGAGCCUCGAAGUGCUCCUUGUCGGCAAGAUCUCGCACCACGACGACCCGACGUACGACGGGUUUGUUGACUUUUCCAGCUGCUCGCAAGGAUUCGACAAGACCAAGUUUGGCACCGACGCGGCGACCGCGCUGCACUAUGAGCCGAGUAUCAACCACUACGACUCGUCGUUUCUGAACGGCGACGGCUGGUGGGGCGCGGACCGCAAGCCCGUCAAGUGGUUCGAGUGCGCUUUGUAAGCAGCGCUACGCCCAACCUUUCCAUUGUCAAUUUCAACUCGUCCGAUCGCAGGAGCCAAACGAGUACUCUACCU
Molecule: messenger RNA, 1745 nt
Organism: Saprolegnia diclina VS20
Lineage: Eukaryota; Oomycota; Saprolegniomycetes; Saprolegniales; Saprolegniaceae
Exons: 1
Coding region: 19-1671 (550 amino acids)
Source: RefSeq, a predicted model, not a curated record